Sinocyclocheilus grahami is the source of this 490-nucleotide messenger RNA. Its product is annotated as T-cell leukemia translocation-altered gene protein homolog. The transcript has 3 exons. Gene Ontology annotation, biological process: osteoclast fusion. NCBI's taxonomy places the organism in Eukaryota, Metazoa, Chordata, Actinopteri, Cypriniformes, Cyprinidae. Bases 144 to 452 code for a protein of 102 amino acids. The record is from RefSeq and is a predicted model, not a curated record.
AUCACAUCGCUCUGCGAAGAAGACAGCGGCUCAGCUUUGUUUACUUUAAAGAUGAAUGCUCAAUUACAUACAUUCUCUGAAAGCACUGGCUAUCUAGUUUAGAACCAGACACUAGAAUGUAAGAGAGAGAAAAAACACACGACAUGGAGGAAUCGUGGGAUUUUGAAUUCUUGUCUCGAAUGGUUGACAGUCUGGUGUCCUUUCUGUCCGAAUUUGUGGACGAUUGGCUGGCCAACGACAUGAGAGUUGCAGUGUUUAAGAUACUGUUCACCUGGCUCAUCAUUAGUCUCGUAGCCAUCCACUUUGCCUGGAAAGUGUACGGGAACACUGUCAACGAUAUGUACUACAGACAGGGGACUGGAGGGCAGAAUGGCGGGACUCCUGACACUGCGCCUCACCUGAGCGGAUGGGAAAGUGCAGCUGGCGAUGCCAUGAAAACCCACCGUGAGUGAUGUACCUGCAACUGGACUAAGAUCACAGACACAUAAGA